CUGAGACAAGUUCGAUAACCUAGGGGAGCUUAACCUGCGCCGCAUUGCACGCAAUCUUGAUCUCCCCCGCCCGCUUUCCCCUGUAAAUCUGAUCCCUUGAGUAAUGGCUUCGACGAUUCAGCUCCUCAUUUCUUUCCUAAUCAACAAGGAAUAUCCAAUUCAAGCUAUUCUCUGCUCCUAAACCCUAAUUCCACUUCCCUCGACCUCCGAGAAAGAGUGAUUUCCGGGGUUUGUUUAGUUUACCCGUUUGAAGAUUCUUCUUUGCUUACAUAUGGAAGCUGAGAAUUUUAUUGUCCUCCUUGAUUCUGAUGAUCCCGCCUGUGAGAAUGGAGGUGGUGAUAAUUUUGAUAAGGAGCAUAUUGAAGUUGAUUCUCAAGGUAGUAGUUCCAAGGAUAAAGAAGAUACACUCGACAAUGAAGACAUAUGCCACAAGAGUGACAUUGAAGAUAAAAAUCGCAUCCGGCUGAAAGAAGCGGAUCCUGAAAAGGAUUUGAUUAAUGGUGAUUCAGACAUGGAAAUUGAGGAUUUGAACGGAGUCCCUGUUUUGACAGCUGCUGGCUAUGGACUUGAGAAUAAUGGGAUUGAUAGUUUUAGUAAUGACCCUAGACAAGCUGGUUCUCAAUCUGUAACUCUGGCAGAUAAAGACAUGAAAACAACAAGUGAAAAUCUUGUUUCCAACAUGGAUGGUGCUCAACGUGAAGAUGGUACUUGGAAACUAAAAGCAAUCCAAGAAAAGGAUUUGGCUGACAAUUCAUCCCUCUUGCAAGUGAAUGUCAACUUGACUGACACUGCUGCAGUUGCAGAGGCAUCGAAGACUACAUUUGGUUGUGAAAUUGGUCGUGUUGCUGUCCAAGAUAAGAUUUCCAUUAGGACCAAAAAGAGAGAGGGCUAUUCCAUUUCAGGUGUCAAGAGAUCCCGGGUGAUGUUUGAAGAACAACAACCUUCAGUAUGUGUCAAAUUUAAUUUCUUAACAAGAUCUAGUAAAUAUAAGCUGGAAGAGCUAAUGCAGCAGUGGUCAGAGUGGCAAGCUCAACACCAUUCCUCAUCCCAGGAUCCUCCUGAGGCACUAGAAUCUGGUGAAGAGACAUACUUUUCUGCUUUACAUAUUGGCUUGGAGAAAGCAUCAUCGGUGCCUUUCUGGAUUGACAAGCAAACAGGGAAGCAACAGAACAAUGAAUUGAGUCCCUUGGAUUGUAACUCUGUGCCGCUAUAUGAUCGUGGAUUUGCAUUGGGUUUGACAUCAGAUGGUGGUUCCAGCAAUGUGGAAGGAGGCUUGGAGAUUGUAGAAGAUGCUGUCCGUUGUUUUAAUUGUGGUUCUUACAAUCAUGCUUUGAAGGAAUGCCCAAAGCCUCGCGAUAAUGUGGCUGUCAACAAUGCUCGCAAACAGCUUAAGUCGAAGCGAAACCAGAAUCCCAGUUCACGUAAUCCAACUCGAUAUUAUCAGAAUUCUCCAGCUGGAAAGUAUGAUGGUCUGAAGCCAGGAACUCUUGAUCCUGAAACACGAAAACUUUUGGGUCUAAGGGAGCUUGAUCCACCUCCUUGGCUUGGUCGGAUGCGAGAAAUUGGAUACCCACCGGGAUACCUUGAUCCAGAUGAGGAGGAUCAGCCAUCAGGUAUUACAAUAUACGCCGAUGGUGAAGGCAAUAAAGCAGAGCAGGAGGAUGGUGAAAUUAUUGAAGCAGAUAAUCGCGAACCACCAAGGAAAAUGACUGUAGAAUUCCCAGGAAUAAAUGGGCCAAUUCCAGAAAAUGCUGAUCGGAGAAUCUGGACAGCUGCCCCAGCAAGUUCAGAUAUUUACAGGAACCGAUUGCUCCGCAGAUCUAACCAUUCUUCGGAACCCACCGGCAGAAGUCAUCAUCGAGAGGAAAGGUGGUCCAGAGAAUUCAGAGAUGAUGGACCCCCUGGUGUUGACCAGGGGUUCAGCCCAGCCAUGUCAACUUACCUACCUAGAUAUGGUAGUAGUUAUGAAUCAAGUUACAACUCUCACAGUCCGAGACUUAAUCCACCCUUCGGAAGGUUUGAAUCAGACAGAGGCAGAAGAAGCCAUAUUCGCGAUGAAGAUUAUGGCCAUGGUUCUUUUGGUUCGUCACAUUACUCAUCCCAUGUCUCUCCAAAAGAGUAUGGUUCCGCUAGAUAUUGGGUUGAUGAAAGCAGGAACGACUACGAUUUUGAUUAUUCAACUCUUAGUAGGGAAAGGCAAGACAGGUAUCGCCAUCUUAGUAAAAGGUAAAAGGAGUUGUAAUUGUAAUUUUAUAGCUGUAAAAGAUUAUAGAUUAGUUCACCUGAGAUAGAAAAUGGGGAGGGAUUUCUAUAAAGCAUUAGUAUUUUUGGGUGCUAAAGCUAUAAAGAACGAGUUGGAUCUUGAUUAGUUUAGAUGACCAGUUAAAGUAUAAUUCUUCUAGUCUUAUACAGAUCGUUUGUGGCUGAUAGAUUUUGAGAUGUAGUUCUUUGCUAAUUGAAUAUUAAGAUGAAGUUGAACAAACAUAUAUAUGUAUAUUGGAAGUAAUUUGUCUAAUCACUUGUUUCGAUG
This is a messenger RNA of Morus notabilis, 2530 nucleotides long. RefSeq lists its product as uncharacterized. Lineage: Eukaryota; Viridiplantae; Streptophyta; Magnoliopsida; Rosales; Moraceae. The transcript has 9 exons. Bases 272 to 2230 code for a protein of 652 amino acids. Gene Ontology annotation, molecular function: RNA binding; zinc ion binding. Gene Ontology annotation, cellular component: catalytic step 2 spliceosome. The record is from RefSeq and is a predicted model, not a curated record.